AUGAAACGUGCUGGUUCUCGUCGACGCAGGAGACAGGUAACGAUGGAAGAAGAGGUUACUGUUGAAGGCGAUGCUGCUGGUACAUCUAUGUCUGCCGUAAAAAGUGUAAAGAAAGGUACAGUGCGUCGUAAAAUAAGUGGCAGGCCAAUGACCAAUGAAAUGGAAAAAUUGAUUUCUGAUUAUGUAAACUACAUCAGAUCAAUGGGUGUUGCUGGUCUACGACGAGAGUUUGAAGAACUAAAAAUGUACAUGCCGCCAAACAAUGCACAUGAGGCAUUUACAGCGAAUCCGUCUAGAAACCGAUAUCGUGAUGUACCUUGUCUAGAUGUCACACGAGUCGUUUUAACAUUAAAUGUUCCACCUGAAACAGAUUACAUACAUGCAAACUGGCUAAAAAUGGAGGGUUGUGCUCACCAGUAUAUCGCUACGCAGGGUCCACUCGAAUCAACUGCAAGCGAUUUUUGGCGUAUGGUACAUCAAGAACAAAUUACAACGAUCAUAAUGUUAUGCAAAACAAUUGAAGACGGCAAACAGAAAUGUUUUCAGUACUGGCCUGCAGAAAAUGGUGAAAAUAAAACUUAUGGAUGUAUGUUUGUUAUGAAUAAACGGUCUGAACACGAGGAUAAAUUCGAGACUUAUCUUCUGGAAGUGUUACCGGAAGGUUGUUCAAAUUCAACCAUUGUAAAGCUUAUACAUAUGACGGAUUGGCCGGAUCGUGGUGUACCACAAAGUGGGAUGACCGUACUCAGGCUAAUUCGAAUGAUACCCGCUAGAUCGAUCAGCAUAAUUCAUUGUUCAGCUGGUAUUGGCCGUACGGGUACUGUGGUAGCAAUUGAUACCUUGUUAUCACGUCUCUGGAAAAACCAACCAUUAAAUGUACCACAAGUUGUUAAAGAGAUGAGAAAUCAGCGUGCAUCGAGUGUGCAAAAUGAAGCACAAUAUGUGUUCAUCUACACUACAGUACUCGAUUACAUCAAAGCGAAACUGCCAUUGAAAUAUCGUGAAUUUGCUGUUUCAUUUCAUGCAGAAGUGAAGAAGGCAAACAUGAUUUGA
Messenger RNA from Loa loa (African eye worm), 1053 nucleotides. RefSeq names its product protein-tyrosine phosphatase. Lineage: Eukaryota; Metazoa; Nematoda; Chromadorea; Rhabditida; Onchocercidae. The transcript has 9 exons. The coding region runs from base 1 to 1053 and encodes 350 amino acids. Gene Ontology annotation, biological process: protein dephosphorylation. Gene Ontology annotation, molecular function: protein tyrosine phosphatase activity. The record is from RefSeq and is a predicted model, not a curated record.